Messenger RNA from Chaetomium globosum CBS 148.51, 1650 nucleotides. RefSeq lists its product as uncharacterized. Gene Ontology annotation, cellular component: plasma membrane; Golgi apparatus; endoplasmic reticulum. The transcript has 4 exons. The coding region runs from base 1 to 1650 and encodes 549 amino acids. Lineage: Eukaryota; Fungi; Ascomycota; Sordariomycetes; Sordariales; Chaetomiaceae. The record is from RefSeq and is a predicted model, not a curated record.
AUGGUGGGGGUGUUCUGGUUGGUUUUUGUCUUGUUCGCUGACGUGCUGCCGUGCUGCCGCCAGCUUCGCCAACCUUCUCUGACGGCUUCUCUUGCAGAUCUGCCGCACUCUCCUCCGGUAGGCGGCGAUGGCAGAACCAAAGGAGCUUUGCGCUCUCCAUGCCCGGGCUUUGGCGGGGCCAACGAACAGGAGGCGCCUUCCAUAACCCUGACCCUCGCUGGGUUUUGCUCCCGAGAUCGCGCAGCGCCGCGAAGACUGCAACCGGAGGAGAACCACGUCCUCCUUGCCAAGAAGUACACGGACCACCUUACGACGCCGAGACCGAAGGCUCCGUGUCUCGAAACGCUCCUUUUCUUCUACAACUCCCCUUUGACAUCCCGGGACCCUGGGACCGACUACGACAACGACGACCAGAAAUGGCCUACCAUGGUGCCCCGCCGUCGCCGUGGCGCGGCCAAUGAUGCGGGCGACGAUUCCGUAUCAAAGCCGGAUGCGCCCAAGAACCAACGGCCCAACUCCUCAUGGCGCGGGCGGAGCAUGCGGGGGGGGCAGUGCGGUAAGAAACCCAAACUCAUUGUCACCAUCUUCUCCAUUCUAGCCGCCAUUUAUCUCGGCUUUGGCGCCUACCUGACAUAUCUGGCACAUACGGUCCGGGACAUCCGUAUCGACUACACGAACUGCAAACACGAUGCCCCAAAUAAGUUCUCGCCGAUGCCCCCAGACUACAUCACAGCGCACUUCUCGAAAACAGACAGCAAUUAUAAUCCCUACGAAGCAGAGUGGAUGAAGGAAAACCGGACAGUGCCGGUCAAAGGCUACACGGACGACCGCACCUACUGCCGUAUCAAGUUCAACAUCCCCGAGGAGCUAAAUCCCACCAUCAGCUUCUUUUACAAUCUCGAGAACUUCUACCAGAACCACCGCCGUUACGUCAACUCGUUCAAUGCCAAGCAGCUACUCGGCGAUGCCGUUGACGGUCGCACUAUCAACGACUCCACCUGCGACCCGAUCGCCUAUGACCCAGAGGGAAGCGGCAAGAUUGUUUACCCAUGUGGUCUCGUUGCCAAUUCCUUCUUCAACGACACCUUCUCAAACCCAGUCCUUCUGUCCGUCCCUGGCUCGAACGCUGCGAAUGAGACGUACAAGAUGUCAACCAAAGGGAUUGCGUGGAGCGGCAUGAAGGACCUCUAUGGCGACACUAAAUACGACAUCAACCAGAUUGUCCCCCCACCGAACUGGGAACCGCGGUACAGGGGGGGCUAUUCCGAGAAGAACCCCCCGCCGAAUCUAAAGGAAGAUGAGGCUUUUCAGAACUGGAUGAUGCUGGCUGCGGCGCCCAACUUCUUCAAGCUCUACCAGAGGAAUGACAACGACACCUUGAAGGAGGGCCAGUACCAAGUCGAUAUCGAGGAUAAUUUCGACACGACCAAGUACAACGGCCGCAAGGCUUUCGUCAUAACCACCCUCUCCACCAUGGGCUCCCGCAACAUCUGGCCGGGGAUCAUAUUCCUGAUCGUGGGAGGAAUCUGUCUGAUCCUCGACAUUUGGUUCAUCUUGUCGUUCUUCCUGUGGAAGCCCCGCAAGCUGGGUGACCCCUCGUACCUGUCGUGGAACCAGCCUUCCGCGCCCCAGGGACAUGCGGCAUCAUAA